UAGCGGACUGAUCAGCUAACGGAGAGAAUCAUCCCUUUUUCUUCUCUCGUAAUAACGUUUGAAUAUCUGCAAACCUCUCCCGCCGAUCGCGAAUUUCCAUUCGAUACUUUCCGACGACUCUCCGGCGAGAUAUCCGAUCAGGUAGUUUAUAUUCCAAACGAGGAAGGGAUGGGUGUAAAACAAGCAUUAAAAAGCCUUGAUGCGUUUCCGCGUGCAGAAGAGCACUUGUUGCAGAAAACUCAAUCGGGAGCGCUUGUUUCAAUUAUUGGUCUAGUGAUAAUGGCCACACUAUUCUUGCAUGAGCUGAGAUAUUAUCUUUCCACAUAUACAGUUCAUCAGAUGGCUGUUGAUUUAAAACGCGGGGAAACUCUUCCAAUCCACAUUAAUAUGACAUUCCCUUCCCUACCUUGUGACGUGUUAAGUGUGGAUGCCAUUGAUAUGUCAGGCAAGCAUGAAGUGGAUCUUGAUACGAAUAUAUGGAAACUUCGCCUGAAUAGUGAUGGCUAUGUCAUUGGCACUGAAUAUUUGUCGGACCUUGUGGAAAAGGAACAUACUGUUCGUAAGCAUGAUGAGGACAACAAUCAUCUGCAUGGUUUUGAUCAAGAUGCUGAAAAUAUGAUUAAGAAGGUGAAGCAAGCACUGUCUGUUGGAGAAGGAUGUCGGGUUUAUGGUGUUUUAGAUGUCCAAAGGGUUGCUGGGAACUUUCAUAUUUCAGUUCAUGGGUUAAACAUUUUUGUGGCACAAAUGAUUUUUGAAGGAGCUACUCAUGUCAAUGUAAGUCAUAUUGUUCAUGACAUGUCAUUCGGGCCAAAAUAUCCGGGACUUCAUAAUCCGCUGGAUGGGACUGCACGAAUUCUUCACAGUGCAAGUGGAACAUUCAAAUAUUACAUAAAGAUUGUUCCGACUGAGUACAAAUAUCUCUCGAAAGAAGUUUUGCCAACUAAUCAAUUCUCUGUUACGGAAUAUUUCUCCCCUAUGAACGAGUUUGAUAGGACAUGGCCAGCUGUCUACUUUUUGUAUGAUUUGUCACCAAUUACCGUGACUAUCAAAGAAGAACGUCGUAAUUUUCUUCACUUCAUCACUCGGCUUUGUGCAGUAUUAGGUGGUACUUUUGCUGUAACAGGAAUGCUAGAUCGUUGGAUGUACAGAUUUAUUGAGAUGCUGACAAAACCGAACACAGGAACUAAAUUUCGUUAAAGUUGAGGUUUCUACAAUUGCCAUGAAAUUAGAUGCAUUUCCAAGGAUCUGUUAAAUCAAUUGAGAAUCAUCAGUGUAUAACUCCACAAAGCAAGAGCACGAGGGCCUUGUUCUACUGGGGAAAGACUUUGUGUAACUUACUGUUUUUUAUUUUUUUAUUUUUUAUACGACCAUUGAUACAUUUUGUUUUGCAAGAUCGGGUACCAUAUUUAUAUUUGAUUUAAAUUCAAUAUAUUUUAAAAUGUGGGGAUAUGCUUAAUAUAUUGUACAUGUA
Molecule: messenger RNA, 1471 nt
Organism: Cornus florida
Lineage: Eukaryota; Viridiplantae; Streptophyta; Magnoliopsida; Cornales; Cornaceae
Exons: 12
Coding region: 169-1197 (342 amino acids)
Cellular component (GO): COPII-coated ER to Golgi transport vesicle; endoplasmic reticulum
Source: RefSeq, a predicted model, not a curated record